Peniophora sp. CBMAI 1063 is the source of this 1077-nucleotide messenger RNA. The record is from the annotation of a GenBank genome assembly. Lineage: Eukaryota; Fungi; Basidiomycota; Agaricomycetes; Russulales; Peniophoraceae.
AUGAGGAAGCCGAGGUUCGCUUCCUCUGCAAAGAGCACGCCAUAUCGCUAUCCCAGUGAUGCAUAUCCUCCCAGGUUCCCCACGACAGGUUUACCAUCUCCGGGAGACUUCGUCGUACUCUCGUUCGAUCCUAAGCAGUCGGUGGCACAUCUAGACCGUCGCGCCAAACUCCUCGCAGCGCAGUUGGUCCCGAAGCGUUAUGUUGCUAUACCCUUCGCAUAUGGUGCCGGCUUGCCCUCAAACUACAAACCAACCAAUGACUGUUUCUUCUCGCUCGUGCGCCAGACGCCGGACAUCGCACGGUCGGAAAUAUCCUCCAGUCCGGCUAGCUCUGAGUUCUCUAUCCCCAUUGCCCCGUAUACUGCUCCUGCUGCGAAUGACGAGGCGCCACUGAACGCCUUCGCGCCGUUCCCCUUUCCGAAUUGCGUGAUUGAUACUGCUACGGGGACUCUUGAGGCCCGCGUUACUUCCGCUCAGAGAGACCGGACCCUAGUGCUUCCCCUUCUACCUCAGGAGAUGGGCAGGAUGCUUUCCAUACGUCAAGAGCACGGGCGACGCAUUUACGAGCUUAGGCUCGCCCAGCAGGCUUCUCAACGCGAAAAGGAGAGCCUACCAGACGCCGAACGUGUCGAAAGCAUGUCCGCACAACCGACUCCCUCCCAUGCCAACCCAGCCACGAGCAAUGCGCAACCAGUCGACGACGUCCGCGUCAUGGCUGCCCUCACGUCUGCGCUUGUAGAUUACGCGGGGGAUCCUGACCUCCCCGUUGUCAAUGUUCAUUAUGAUCUGGACCUCGUCGACGGGGUGGAAGACCCAAAAGAUCUACGGAGAGAAGAAGAGAAGCUCCUAGAAAUCAUGCGAGACGCGCGAGUGAGAAUGACGAAAGCAGGUAUACAACCGCGUUACCCUUCAUACUCGACACCCUGGGAUCAUGGGAUCAUGGACGAUCUCGAGCGCGUUGUGCAAACCAGCCUAUCCGUUUUGCACAAGACGUCCUCGGCGAUGCUGGCGCUAGUGCGAAAGGUACAGCAAUCUUCAAGGAGUCGAUGGCGAUCGUUGAGGCGGUCGGGUGAAUAG